AUGAGCGCCUUGAUCAGGAAUCUGCGCCCCGCGCUGUCCGGGCUACUCCGGCCCAAGCCCGCCGCCCGAACGACUGUUCCGCCGCCGCCGACCGCCAGGCGCUACUACCACGCGCCUUCAACGCGGCGAUCUCACGAGGCCCUGAAAUCGCCCGGCCGUGACUCUCUCGUCCGUCGACCACCGCCGUCGCCGCAGGCACCAGCGGUCCCACGCCCACGGUACUACUCCUCCAGGCGACCAAGAAGUUCUAACGAGGUGAAAGUCCAGAUAGUCAUCGCGGGGGUCGUCAUCGUCGGCGGUGUGGUGGUAACCAUCUGCUACGGCACCUUCGAGACCGUGCCCUACACAAACCGCCGCCACUUCGUCGUCCUCACGCACUCGGGAGAGCUUGAGCUCGGCGAGUCGCAGUUCAACAACGAGAAGAAGGAGCUGGGCGACAAGGUCCUCGCUCCCUCCCACCCUGAUUUCGUCCGUGUCAACAGCAUCGCCGCGGAGAUCAUCCGCGCCGCCCGACGCAGCCUCGCCGGCCACGAGGACGAUAAGCUCCUUGACGGAGAAACAUGCGCCGGCGACGCGGCGCUGAGCCCGAAGAAGAAGGCUCCACUUGGAGCGUCGCAGGCAAUGAUCAAGCAUCUCGACGGGUUCAAGUGGGAGGUGAUCGUGGUCGACAAUAAGCAAGUGAAUGCCAUGUGCGCACCCGGUGGCAAGAUCAUAGUCUACACCGGCCUGCUCGACAAGUUCAACACCGACGCUGAGAUCGCCGCGGUGCUAGGCCACGAGGUUGCGCACGCCAUUGCAAGGCACGCCGCAGAGAAGCUCACCAAGCACAUGUGGAUUUUCAUGCUCACGGUUUUCCUGCUCAUCUUUAUCGAUGCGCCGGACCUUAUUGAUAAGCUGACCGAAUACCUCCUCAGCCUGCCUUUCUCACGAAAGAUGGAGAUAGAGGCGGAUCACAUUGGAAUCAUGCUGCUCGCUUCCGCUGGUUUUGAUCCACGCAUUGCCCCUAAGGUCUACGAGAAGCUCGGAAAGGUCGGUGGGAAUUCAUCACCGUUGAAAGAGUACAUGUCUACUCAUCCUUGCAGCAAGAAAAGAACGCAGCUUCUAUUGGAUGCCAAGGUCAUGGACAAGGCCAUGGCGUUAUAUACAGAAGGGAGGGAUUAG
Messenger RNA from Triticum turgidum subsp. durum (durum wheat), 1161 nucleotides. The record is from the annotation of a GenBank genome assembly. Lineage: Eukaryota; Viridiplantae; Streptophyta; Magnoliopsida; Poales; Poaceae.